This is a messenger RNA of Drosophila pseudoobscura, 1184 nucleotides long. RefSeq lists its product as uncharacterized. The transcript has 2 exons. Lineage: Eukaryota; Metazoa; Arthropoda; Insecta; Diptera; Drosophilidae. The record is from RefSeq and is a predicted model, not a curated record. The coding region runs from base 83 to 388 and encodes 101 amino acids.
AAUAAAGAAAAGGAUAAAUUGAAUUUAAUAAAGUGUAAAAUGGAUGGAAAUUCUUGGGAUUUGGCUGUGAAAACGUACAACCAUGUGGUCACCGCAGAGCUACGCAUCAACGAACUGGUGCAGGAGCGGUCUGUUGAUAUCCUUUGUGGAUCCGCACUUCCAGAGUCUGUACGAGAGUCAAUCUGGUGAUUCCCCAGUGCGGCAUCUACAGCCAGGCUCUGCUCACUCGGUUGCUCUUUGCGGUUGGCCUGGCCAGCACGCUCAACUCCUUUGCCAAGUGGAUACUUCCCGAGCAGCGUCCUUUGUGGUUGCUCCGAGAGAUCUACGCCAGCAAUGUGCGCAGCCCCAGCCCCGGCGUCGCAUUGGAGAGCCAUCCGCUGAGCUGUGAAACGACUUGCAUAUCCGGGCACGGAAAAUGGUUCGGGCAAUGCUUCGAUUUAAUUCCCUUCGAUACAUUUCGAAUAUUGUUCAAAUAUCAGUGUGACUAAUGGAGGUUUUUUUUUAAUCGUUUUAAUCUGCAGUAGAGAUAAUACAUGAAGGUGAGGUAGAAUUUCCGACGGCAGCUGCCGGCCUACGCACACGUUCCUGUUCCAUGUUACAAUAAUCCAGAUCGGCUUUAUAUUCUAACGAUUUCUUUUGCCUAUGAAAUUUAAGAAAGGACUUUGCCUUGAAAUCGCACUUCUAGGAAUUUCUGGAAAGUCGAAUAUCCAAUUGAACGCUUCCUUGGCCUUCUCUGAAUCGACAAUAUAAUCAUCGAGAGGUACCACCUGUUUUUUCGUUGAUGCAAAAGCGUGAUAUUCUUGGAAAUUAAGUAAAUUGGCAAGUCCACUAUUUUAUACUCGAAGAAGUUAAGUUUUCUACAAAAAUUAUGACCCAAUGAGUGUUAAAUGUUCUCUAUGUUAUUCGUAUACAGCUUCAGAUUCAUUGAAUGCCUAAGUUGAAGUUAAUAGUUCCUAUCAGCACACCUCUGUCAAUCACAAAAUGAUCUCUUCUACGGUUUAAGAAACCAUUGAACUCAUUAGAUUUACAGGGACCGCCCCACCAUACACGCGUACACUCCAGAGAUCGACGGAAAAUUUGGCGCAAAAGCUGCAAUAAAAUAUUGUCUUUCCUCCACUAACCGGUUUUGAACAAUCCUUAGGUAAAGUCAUAUUUCCUCAAUAAAAUCUACAUUUGCAAUCAUA